Messenger RNA from Erinaceus europaeus (western European hedgehog), 1855 nucleotides. It is a transcript of the gene PGAM1, whose product is annotated as phosphoglycerate mutase 1. Gene Ontology annotation, biological process: glycolytic process. Gene Ontology annotation, molecular function: intramolecular phosphotransferase activity. Lineage: Eukaryota; Metazoa; Chordata; Mammalia; Eulipotyphla; Erinaceidae. The transcript is spliced from 4 exons. The coding region runs from base 151 to 915 and encodes 254 amino acids. The record is from RefSeq and is a predicted model, not a curated record.
CCAGGCUAGUGGAAAGGUUUGGGCGAGACAGUGCGCGGUAUCGGGGCGGGAGGAGGGGUGCGAGUGCGCAAGCGCGACGACAGGGACCCGACUGCGAAUCCGGAAUCUCAGCUAUCGCCAGUGUGCUGCGCUGCAUCUCGAGCCAUCGCCAUGGCCGCCUACAAGCUGGUGCUUAUCCGGCACGGCGAGAGCGCUUGGAACCUGGAGAACCGCUUCAGCGGCUGGUACGACGCGGACCUGAGCCCAGCCGGACACGAGGAGGCCAAGCGCGGCGGCCGGGCGCUGCGAGAUGCUGGCUAUGAGUUUGACAUCUGCUUCACCUCAGUGCAGAAGAGAGCAAUCCGCACUCUCUGGACGGUGUUGGAUGCUAUUGACCAAAUGUGGCUGCCAGUAGUGAGGACUUGGCGCCUCAAUGAGCGGCACUAUGGGGGCCUGACUGGCCUCAAUAAAGCUGAAACUGCUGCCAAGCAUGGAGAGGCCCAGGUAAAGAUCUGGAGGCGCUCCUAUGAUGUCCCACCACCUCCGAUGGAGCCUGAUCAUCCCUUCUACAGCACCAUCAGUAAGGACCGUAGAUAUGCUGACCUUACCGAAGAUCAGCUUCCCUCCUGUGAGAGUCUGAAGGACACUAUUGCCAGAGCUCUGCCCUUUUGGAAUGAAGAGAUUGUUCCCCAGAUCAAGGAGGGGAAACGGGUACUGAUCGCAGCACACGGCAAUAGUCUGCGGGGAAUUGUUAAGCAUCUGGAGGGUCUCUCUGAAGAGGCUAUCAUGGAGUUGAACCUGCCAACUGGUAUCCCCAUUGUCUAUGAAUUGGACAAGAACUUGAAGCCCAUCAAGCCCAUGCAGUUCCUGGGGGAUGAAGAGACCGUGCGAAAAGCCAUGGAAGCUGUGGCAGCCCAGGGCAAAGUCAAGAAAUGAAAGCUGAGAGGCUGUCUAAAAUCCCAAGGACACCCUUCCUGCCUAUCCUACUCCUCUGCACCUCUCCCUUGCACAUGUCACACUGACCAGUCUGUAAACAUCUUCAGUUGUAGCUGCAGAUGGGGACCAGUGGCUCCCAAUUUCAUUUUAAUCCACUUGUCUCUUACACCCACUCCAUACAAUCUAGUCAGAAUGGCAUCUCUGGGGCAUGAUCUUCAGGCCAGUCUGAGAAAUUACUCUUGUAAGUUGAGAGGUAGUAACUCUGGGGUUUUGCUAGUGCUUUGUUUAAUACAAGGACCUUGAAUAGGAGACAGGAAGAAACCAAUCUUAAGGCCUGACAACUAAAAGCAAGAGAGCUUAUUUGUUUCCAGAAGCCAGUCUGUCCUGUACUACUCCUUUGUCAGGUGACCAUUUGAGGAGGGGCUUCUAGUCAUUCCAGUGGAAGAUGAAUAUAACCUGCAUGGUGAUUCAGUCAUUUCCUCCUUGACCAUAGAGGAGCUGGCUCCCAAAGAUUGGGACCAAUCCUGAGUGUCUAUGUGUUGCAUUUGCUUUGGGGAAAAGAAAAAAAAAAAAGGAACAAGUAAAUCAAUAUAUAUAAAAAAAUCAAUAUAUAUAAAAAAAUAAUAUUAGACAAACCCCUUGGGUUUCUUAGUGGCAGUUAAAAUACACGUGGUCAUCACAAAAUAAGCCAUUGCUCACAGCACUGCUGGAUAAGUUCCUUGCCACCAAGGUGGAAGAACUCAUCCUGCUAUGUGUUUUAGAACCCCCUCCUACUACCUUAUUGUUUAAUGGCAAUGAAAUGCCUCUGGAUCAUGUCCAAGUGUGUCUUUUUUUUUUUUUUUUAUGGAAUCAUGUUCAUUUGCUUGGUACUCAUUUUGAACAUAACUGUACUAAACUUUUUUUCUUCCAGAUCAGUGUAAUAAAGGAGUGAUGUGCAAUA